Molecule: messenger RNA, 1281 nt
Organism: Diuraphis noxia (Russian wheat aphid)
Lineage: Eukaryota; Metazoa; Arthropoda; Insecta; Hemiptera; Aphididae
Product: phosphoribosyl pyrophosphate synthase-associated protein 2
Biological process (GO): purine nucleotide biosynthetic process; 5-phosphoribose 1-diphosphate biosynthetic process
Cellular component (GO): cytoplasm; ribose phosphate diphosphokinase complex
Molecular function (GO): ribose phosphate diphosphokinase activity; ATP binding; magnesium ion binding
Source: RefSeq, a predicted model, not a curated record
AUUUUUCAAAUCGAUCAAACCUCGAUGCUCGAAUGCUCGUCGUUUAAUAUAAUUAUAUAAAUGUACUCAUUGGCCAUUGUGUGACGUGUUUAGUAAGGGUUCCCGACUAGUUGUCAAUUUUUUUAAACAUUUUAGAAAUAUUUUUGAAAUCUGUCAAACGUAUCAAUCACCAUGGAUAUAACUACAUCGACGGACAUCAUGAUAAUUAGCGGAAAUUCGCACCUCGAACUAGCCAAUUUGGUAGCUCGUCGACUUGGUGUGAAACCAGCUCGAUGCGCCGUUUCUUAUACCACAAACCGAGAAACCUCUGUCCAAAUAAGUGAUUCUGUUCGUGGAAAAGACAUAUAUAUUAUUCAAACUGGUUCAAAAGAUGUAAAUAAUAAUAUAAUGGAACUCUUGAUCAUGGCAUAUGCAUGCAAAACUUCUUCUGCCAAAAGCAUUGUUGGAGUUAUUCCUUAUCUACCCUACAGUAAACAAUGUAAAAUGCGAAAACGUGGUUCUAUUGUAUCAAAACUAUUGGCAAAGAUGUUGUGUUCGUSAGGCUUAACUCAUGUGAUUACAAUGGAUCUUCACCAAAAAGAAAUUCAAGGUUUUUUUGAAUGUCCAGUUGAUAAUUUGAGAGCAUCUCCAUUUCUUUUACAAUAUAUUCAAGAAUGUAUCCCUGAUUAUCGCAAUGCUGUGAUUGUUGCAAGAAAUCCCGGAUCAGCAAAAAAAGCUACUUCAUAUGCUGAACGUUUACGUUUAGCGAUUGCUGUUAUUCACGGAGAACAGAAAGAAUCUGAUUCGGAUAUGGUUGAUGGGAGAAAUUCUCCGCCACCAUCAACAUCCCGUUCAAGAACGAUGGACGUUGGAGUAGGAGUACCACAGCAUCCAGCCAAAGAAAAACCUCCUAUUAAUGUAGUGGGAGAUGUUGGUGGACGUAUAGCUAUUAUGGUGGAUGAUAUGAUAGAUGAUGUUGCAUCGUUUGUAGCUGCUGCCGAAGUAUUGAAAGACCGUGGUGCUUAUAAAAUUUAUGUUCUAGCUACUCAUGGUCUUUUAUCUUCUGAUGCUCCUAGACUUAUAGAAUCUUCGCCAAUUGAUGAAGUGGUUGUGACGAAUACAAUUCCUCAUGAAAUUCAAAAAAUGCAAUGUCACAAAAUUAAAACGGUGGACAUCAGUAUUUUACUAUCAGAGGCUAUUCGUAGGAUUCAUAAUAAAGAGUCCAUGUCAUAUUUAUUUAAAAAUGUCACAUUAGAAGACUAAAAUAUUUGUAAUUGUUAAUAAAUUACUUAAUUAUGGUAA